Trichosporon asahii var. asahii CBS 2479 is the source of this 2022-nucleotide messenger RNA. RefSeq lists its product as uncharacterized. Bases 1 to 2022 code for a protein of 673 amino acids. NCBI's taxonomy places the organism in Eukaryota, Fungi, Basidiomycota, Tremellomycetes, Trichosporonales, Trichosporonaceae. The record is from RefSeq and is a predicted model, not a curated record. The transcript has 5 exons. Gene Ontology annotation, molecular function: metal ion binding; tRNA dihydrouridine synthase activity; RNA binding.
AUGACCUCCGCGGACGUGCCGGGAUUGCCCCUAUCAAGGCCGAUCGAUGAUGACGCGGCCGAGGAGCGGGGCGACUCGCGGAAUACUCGCGCCGCCGACGCGCGUGACCAGCCUGGAGCCAAGCGCCAGAAGACGGGCAAGGGUGGCGGCUUCAAGAAGCGUACGGAGCAGAAGGCGCGGCCGCAGGGCGAGGCGGCGAUCAAGAUGUGCCGCGCCUGGGAGACGACGGGGGAGUGCGCCCGCGGUGACUCAUGCCGCUUCCAGCACUCAUGGGCUGGAUACUGGGAGGUCAAGCCGAGCGACAUCCACCACGAGGUUGCGGCGCAGCUUGCUGAAUCUGAGCCCUUUGUGCGCGCCAUGGCGCCCCGCAUGGGUGGCGAAGACUUGAUGGGCAAGACGAUCGACCUCACGACGCAGUGUCCCGUGUUCAAGGACCUGGGAUACUGCACGUACGGAUGGCGAUGCCGCUUCCUUGGCGGCCACGUCAAGCACCACGACGACAAGGAGGGCGCGGACCAGUGGGAUCUGCUUGGGUUUAAGGACCCGUCGUCCAUGUCGGAGACGGAGCGGUACAACGAGACGAACUGGCCGAAGAGCGACACGCUCACGCGGCUGAAGCACAACAAGUACCUCGCCAAGAUUGAGCCGGACAAGCCCUUCGCGCUCGCGCUUCCGAAGGGCUCGGUCCCGAACCCGAAGUACGCCAAGAAGCAGAAGGCGAAGCAGGCCGCGAUGGACGAGGAGAGUGCGAUGAACGGCGACAUGAACGAGGAGGAGGCCAUGAACGCUGCGCCCGCUCCUGCUGCUCCAGAGCCUGUCGCCGGGGUAGUGGACGGCGAAAGCGAGGCGAUGGACGUCCCGCUGCGUCCGGAGGAGAAGCGCCGUCUCGACUGGGAGAACGGACGCUACCUCGCCCCCUUGACGACGGUGGGCAACCUGCCCUUCCGCCGCCUCUGUGUCGACUACGGUGCGACUAUCACCAUCUCGGAAAUGGCCCUCGCGCAGCCGCUCGUCACGGGCCAGACGGAGGAGUGGGCCCUCGUCCGCCGACACCACAGCGAGAAGAUGUUCGGCGUCCAGCUCGCCGGCGGAUACCCGAACCGCAUGGUGCCCGCCGCCGAGGUAAUUGCCAAGGAGCUCGGCCCCAGCGGCGUCGACUUUGUCGAUAUCAACAUGGGCGCCGGCAGUGCGCUCAUGGAGAACCCCGGCCGUCUGGGCAAGAUUCUGGUCGGCAUGAACCGCGCGCUUGGCGAGAGUGAGUCCAACUUGCGCCUCAGCUUGUCCACCUUCUUCCAGCUGACCCCAGUUCCGCUCACGGUCAAGUUCCGCAUGGGCGUCGCGCACAACAAGCCGACAGCGCACAAGCUGAUCCCCAAGUUUGCGACCGAGUGGGGAGCGUCUGCGAUGACGCUUCACGGCCGUUCGCGGCAGCAGCGCUACUCCAAGCUCGCGAACUGGGAGUACGUCCGCGAGUGCGUCGAUGUCCUGCACCAGUCCUGCGACGACGCAAACAUGCCCCGUGUGCCCAUCUUCGGGAACGGAGACUGCUUCAGUGCCCAGUCGUACUGGGAGGAGAAGGAGCGCAGCGGCGUUGACGGCGUCAUGGUCGCGCGCGGCGCGCUGAUCAAGCCGUGGAUCUUCACCGAGAUCGCCGAGCGCCGCGAAUGGGACAUUUCCGCCACGGAGCGUCUCGAGGGCAUCCGCAAGUUUGCCGAGUACGGCCUCAGCCACUGGGGAUCAGACACGAUGGGCGUGAACACGACACGCCGGUUCCUCUGCGAAGCACUCAGCUUCCAGUCCCGCUACGUGCCCAUUGGGCUGCUCGAGCGCAUGCCGCCCAUGAUGAACGAGAGGCCGCCGGCUUAUCGCGGCAGGAACGAGCUCGAAACCCUCCUCUCUAGCCCGCUCGUUAGCGAUUGGAUCAAGAUUUCAGAAAUGUUCCUCGGCCCCGCCGGCGAGAGCUUCAACUUUGUGCCCAAGCACAAGUCGUCGGCGUACGGCAGCGAGGAGGCGCAGGGAUAG